UAUGUCUGUGUUUAUUUUUCAGUGGCCGAUUACUAAGGUCUGUUAUCAAAAUGGCAGCAACCGCGGCAACGAACCCCUCGCAGCUUUUACCUCUCGAGCUGGUGGAUAAAUGCAUCGGUUCACGCAUUCACAUCGUCAUGAAGAACGAUAAAGAGAUCGUGGGAACUCUGCUCGGAUUUGAUGACUUCGUCAACAUGGUUCUUGAGGAUGUGACAGAGUUUGAAAUCACUCCAGAAGGAAGAAGAAUCACAAAGCUGGAUCAGAUUCUACUCAAUGGCAAUAAUAUCACAAUGUUGAUUCCAGGAGGAGAAGGACCAGAAGUUUAAGAAAUGUGUAGCACCUUCCACAAAA
This is a messenger RNA of Cyprinus carpio (common carp), 351 nucleotides long. Its product is annotated as U6 snRNA-associated Sm-like protein LSm5. Gene Ontology annotation, biological process: mRNA splicing, via spliceosome. Gene Ontology annotation, molecular function: RNA binding. The record is from RefSeq and is a predicted model, not a curated record. NCBI's taxonomy places the organism in Eukaryota, Metazoa, Chordata, Actinopteri, Cypriniformes, Cyprinidae. Gene Ontology annotation, cellular component: U6 snRNP; U4/U6 x U5 tri-snRNP complex; Lsm1-7-Pat1 complex.